AUGAAACCUUGGGGUCCUAAUAAUCAGCUUAUACAUGUGGUACAUCUUCGUGCACCAGAAUCAAAACUUCCAUCUAUUAUUUAUUUAAGUGGCCUGGGUAUUAGUAUGCAUUAUGUCAAACCAUUGCUUUUGAAAUUCGUUGAAUUUAUGGACGAGCCUGUUGAAGUAUUUUCAUUCGAUUUUCCUGGAUACGGUGCUUCUGAAUCUCGUAAUGAUUACAAUACAGAAAAUUUAGAAAGUGAACUCUUAUUGUUACGACAAGUAUUUACGAAAUCGAGACUUCGAAAGCCAUUUAUUCUUAUAGGUGGAUCACUUGGAGGUUUAUUAGUGCAUCUCUAUUAUUUGACAUAUCCAGAAGAUGUUGCAGGUAUUAUUCUAUUAGAUCCAACACCGUCCACCGUAUUUGAACGAGAAAGUCCAGUGGUAGCAGAUAUGGAUCGUACUGAACGUAUAGCUACAGAAUUACAAAUUAAAGUUGAUACAUUAACAAAUAAUGUAACAAAUUUAGAAACAAAUGAUAUUAAAACAAAAGAAAGUUUAGGAUCAAUUAAACAUAAUUUAUUAGAAAUCGAUGAAAAUUAUGUCAAAGAUAAAGAUAAAUUAGUACAAGAAAAAACAAAUAUUAGUAAUCAACAUGAACAAGCAUCAGUAAGAUCAUAUAAAUGA
This is a messenger RNA of Rotaria sordida, 666 nucleotides long. NCBI's taxonomy places the organism in Eukaryota, Metazoa, Rotifera, Eurotatoria, Philodinida, Philodinidae. The record is from the annotation of a GenBank genome assembly.